AUGUCUGCCAUAACUGCCAACCGCCGCGCUCUCUCUGUUGCCUGCCGCCACUCUAGGCAGAUCCACUCUUCAAUUACAACACACGCAGCGGUCGUCUCCCCAUCUGCUCUAGCAGAACAAGAGUUCGAAGAAAUCUCACUACAACCCAUCUUCGACAUCUUCGACGCUCCUACAAGGCUGUCCGAGUCGAGCGAAUUUAUUCGCGACAAGUACAAGACAGUCACAAAGGCAAAAGCCACCCCCCAAACGCCCACAACCGAAUGGUCGGCAGGAUCAUCACGAUCAAGCCCUACCCCACUGCCGUCACCUAUUGUCUUCGAUGGUCCGGCUCGCCCAAAAAACGAGGCUUUGGCAUUUCAGCGACGGAUGCGAGAUGCAGGGCUUGCCCCACAACCUCAUCCUCGAAGAGCCCAAGCAUCUUCGGCCCGCACUUUUAGUUCAUCAGAGCCCUUGGUGCAAAUGUUUGAGGGUCCCGCCCGGAUCACUCGUUACCACCAUCACUCACAGUCAGACAGCCAGCAAAAUCGAUCAAAACUUGUAGUCGCACUAGGUGUGGCAGGUGCAGUUGGGUGUGCCACCCUUUACAAUGAAAACGACGACUCGAGACUCGGAUUACGAAAAUGA
Molecule: messenger RNA, 624 nt
Organism: Psilocybe cubensis
Lineage: Eukaryota; Fungi; Basidiomycota; Agaricomycetes; Agaricales; Agrocybaceae
Exons: 2
Coding region: 1-624 (207 amino acids)
Source: RefSeq, a predicted model, not a curated record